Messenger RNA from Durusdinium trenchii, 1845 nucleotides. Lineage: Eukaryota; Dinophyceae; Suessiales; Symbiodiniaceae. The record is from the annotation of a GenBank genome assembly.
AUGCCACGCCUCAUCUUGAAACGGAGCUUGAGCAUAGGUCUACAAUCUUCGAGGAAGAGGCAACGCUUGGAGACUUACAGCCAAUCCCAAACAGUUACCAAACUGGUAGAGCUUAUUGGCACGGGCAAACUCAGUGUCAUUGGCGCAGUGGACCUUGCAAACUGCAUGAUAGAAGAUGGAGCUGAUCAUGAAGCAGUUUGCGCCUUUAGCUCUCUUGGCACCAAUGGUCAAAACCCUCAAAAUUGUGAACGUGAUUUGCACCGAUGGCUUGAAGGUCUUGGCAUGCGACUUCAGCCCUACACAGUAACGAUGGACCUCCAAGUGGAGAGCCAUGAACUGCGACCGCACGAAGUCUCGGUGCUCCUGCCGCACGAGUUGAUCCACUGCUUGUCGCAAGAUGCAUUCGCCUUUAGCUCAAUCUUUCUGGGUAACAUGAACAAGCCUGCCCGUGUUGGCUUUUGGGAGCAUGCAAAAACUCUAGCUCCAUGGAGGGAUCACCCGGUCUUGCGAAGCUGUGCCCCAGAGCGUUUGAUUCCUCUGACAAUACACGGAGACGGUGCUCAAUUCUUUAGAGACGAUGAUCACUAUGUCUAUAGUAUCUCAUCACUCUUUGGCUGCAAUGGAUGCAUACAAACAUCACUGUUGAGCAAAUUCCCCAUUGCAAUAAUCCCUGAACGAUGGAUGCGCUCAUCAAGAGCCCAGAAGUCCGUCAACAACACAGUGGCCCGGCUUGUGGCCUGGAGCUUGAAGUGCUCAGCCGAAGGAGUUGCGCCUGACACAGGCUUGUACGGUGAGCCGCUGACUGGAUUCAGGGCAGAGAUGAAGGGGAAGUCUCUAGGCCCCUGGAAGGGUGCAUACUUUGCUUUCAAGGCCGACCUAAAGGCUCGCAAAUGGAUGCAUUCCUUUGAACGAUACUACAAAGCAAAGUUGAUCUGUGACUCUUGCUUGGUUUCCUCAGGGUGCAAUUGCCCUCCCGAAAUGAACUUCAAGAACUUUGGCGAGGAUGCUGCGUGGCCUCUCACCACAGUCACUCACGAAGACUACAUGAGGAUGCCCGGUCCAAAGAGUGAUUGGCUUCAGGUCGAAGGGUUUCGGCUGGAGAACCUUGCAUUUGAUUUUAUGCACAAUGUCUUUUUGGGCACGGCGAGGGAUUUAUGUGGUUCAUCCAUCAGAGUUCUGCUCCGCUUUGGGUGGUACGACCAUGUGGAGGGCGAUAUCGAUUGCAAGCUCGCAGCCAUCCAACGGGAGAUGGUUAGAGAUUGUCGCGAUCUUGGGUUCUUCAUGCCAAAGAAACCGGUCCUGACAGAAGCGAAUCUUUGUAAAGAGGAUUACGCCCAGCUCGGAACACGAUUCAAGGCUUCCCAUGUAAAGCUGAUUGUCUUCUGGGUUGCAAGGAAGGUGCAAAAGUCCAGUGAACGUGCGCCAAAUGAGGAUCGAGUUAUCCAUGUGCUUGCAGCCUGCACCUAUGCUUUGCAGCGGUGCAUUGAUUUGUGUGAUGCCAGCGGUCUGCUUCUAGACACUUCAGCUGCCUGUGAAGCUGCUGACAGCUUAGUGUUGCACCUCAAGACCUACUCGUGGUUAGCUGCUUUCUUUUUUGCGGAGAGGGCGCUACUUUUUAAGGUUCGCCCAAAGCAUCAUUACAUGUUUCACCAGGCCAUGCAGCUCAAAGCCUGGAGGAUUAAUCUCAAUGGCUUUGCGACGUGGGAUGAAGAAGGAUUUUUGGGGCAGAUUAAAGCAAUCGCUAUUGCUUGUCACGGCGCAACAGCCACCCAGCGAGUGUACCAGAGGUACCUACUUGUCCUAGCUCUCAUGGUCCAAAGGCACCGUGAGUUGAACGACCUUUAG